Molecule: messenger RNA, 2004 nt
Organism: Fraxinus pennsylvanica
Lineage: Eukaryota; Viridiplantae; Streptophyta; Magnoliopsida; Lamiales; Oleaceae
Source: the annotation of a GenBank genome assembly
AUGGAUAUGAACGCAGUGGAAGGAAGUCAUGAGAUUGUGAUCGUUGGAGGUGGGAUUUGCGGACUUGCCACCGCUCUUGCUCUUCACAGGAAAGGGUUGAGAAGCAUAAUUUUGGAAAAAUCAGAAACUUUGAGUGGCACAGGAGCAGCUAUUGCCAUCAGAGCUAAUGGCUGGCGAGCACUUGAACAGCUUGGUGUCGCUUCAGACCUUAGACUGAAGGCUGUUACCAUUCACGGGUUGAGAGACAUAUGGAUGGAUGUAGGAAAGCAACAAGAAAUACCAGAGGUUGGUGAGUGUCGUUGCGUGGAGAGGAAUGAUCUUAUCAAAGUCCUGGCCGACGCUUUGCCACCCGGAACAGUACAUUUUGGAAGCCCGAUUAUCUCUGUGAAAAUGGACCGGGAAACCACGUAUCCAACUCUUCAACUUUAUGGUGAGAAAUCAAUACGAGCUAAGGUUCUGAUUGGAUGCGACGGAUCCAGGUCGACUGUGGCUGAUUUCCUUGGGCUCAAAAGUACAAAACUUUUUGCUGUUCUCGCAGUUAGAGGUUUAACCAGUUAUCCAAAUGGUCAUGCAUUUGAUCAUGAGCUCACUCGAAUGAGAAGGGGCAAAAUCUUGGUAGGACGAGUUCCAAUUACUGAUGAGUUAGUAUAUUGGUUUGUUGUUCUACCUUGGAUUCCUUCAGAUGAAAAGUUGACUCGUGAUCCAGAAGUGAUCAGACGAUUAACCUCAAGUAAAAUGAGCGGUUUCCCAAGUGAUGCAAUGGAAAUGAUAGAAAAGGCUAGGGUGGAUUCGUUGUCUCUGACUCGCUUGAGGCAUCGUGCUCCAUGGGACUUACUACUAACGACAUUUAGGAAAGGGACGGUGACAGUAGCUGGAGAUGCAAUGCAUGUAAUGGGUCCAUUCCUAGGACAAGGUGGUUCGGCUGCUCUAGAAGAUGCUGUUGUCCUAGCCAGGUGUUUGGCACGAAAAGUAAGAGCUGAAGACUUGUCUAACUGUGGCAAGCAGAUUCUGAUAAACAAAGCUGGAGAAGCAAUUGAUCAAUACGUGAAGGAAAGGAGAAAACGGCUGGUGGCAUUGUCAACACGAACGUAUAUUACUGGCCUUCUACUGGAAACAAGAUCAUGGCUAGUGAAACUCGUCGUAAUCAUGUUGUUGGUCACUCUGUUUCGUGACUCAGUUGGUCACACCAAGUUGCUGCUGUUGACUUGUCCGGGACCUGCAGUCUGUGAGGUUCUCAAAGGUCAACUUUUUGUGGAUGGCUUAAUUGAGAAACAACUUUACAGCUUCCUUGAUUACAUUUCCAGUGGUUUUCAGCUUAAUUUCAUGGUUGCUGUUGAUUUUACUGCUUCGAAAGGAAAUCCAAGAAGUCCAGAUUCUUUACAUUACAUUAAUCCUUCUGGCCAGUUAAAUGCCUACCAGCAGGUAAGCAGGUUGAGCACUUUAAUUGAAGAACUGUAUUUCCAGCAUCUUCGAUUCUUCCAAAGAAAAUAUAAUAUGCUUUUAAUCGAUGACCAUAUCUUAAAUACCUUGUUGGAUGACAUCAAUAAGGAAUUAUCUUAUGAUAAUUUGGCUUCAGGAUUGAAGGAAGCUCUUCAAAUUGACAAGUCUGCAUAUGAUGCAGAUCGUUUGCAAAAGUACACUGGUCUGAAUCCUUCUUACAGCCCAGCCAAGGGAAAGGGUCCAAUGCCAAAAAUAAAAUCUUUUCCACCAAAAGGCAACAAUUUUGGACAGCAAAGGAGAUCAAUUCCUGCCACUUCUGGCAACUAUUUGUCUACUCCUACACUCACUACCAACAUUUCUCCUAGUUCGACCCAACAACCACCACAAAGUACUGAACAACUUCCUUAUGAUUUUAGAUCAGGUAUUGUGAAUACUCCUAAUGAUUUACCACCUGAUUCAUCCACAUCUGAAUCCUUUUCUCAGGAUAGAAUUGAUGUACCCUCCCCAGACACGCACCUCGAUAAUCAUUCUUUACCAACCCCUACCACAUGUUUGGCUACAUAA